AUGGCUUUGAAGACUUCGGAGUCCACCUUCGAGCCUGUACUUGAUCCUUCGCAAUGGCCGCAGUACACUGGUGAUGAAUAUGUUCUAGAUUGUGGUCUACUAAAACAAAAACUAGGGAGGAGGAAGAGAAAAUGGCUCCGAAAUGAGAUGGAUGAUUCCAAUAAUGGUUAUGGUGAUGACAUGGUGAUGGUGCACCCCGAUUACCCGCUCCUUGAGAUGUACUUCAUUAGGGAGCACCGAGCUCACCUCAUGGUCGACAACAAUGAGGUGCAGAAAUCUCUUCGAAUACGCACUCACAAUCGUCUCAGGUGGGAUGAGAAGUACAACCCCUACAUUCAGUGCGUAGGCUUCUUGCCAUUGGCCAGGUUGGUCACAGCGGGGUUGCCAAUGUUCGAUGGUGCAUCAUUGACGACACUUGUGGACCGAUGGAGGGCGGAGACACACACCUUUCACCUCCCUUGCGGCGAGCUCACAGUCACGCUGCAGGAUGUGGCCAUGAUACUUGGGCUACAAGUGGACCAGCAGGUUGUGUGCGGGAUGGUGCAAUCUGUCGGAUGGCACAACAUGGUGGAGGCGCUCCUUGGUAGUAGGCCUCCUGAGCCAGAGCAGGACAUGAAGGACAAGAAACAUUCUAGCGUCAGCUUCGUCUGGUUGGCUGCCAACUUCUAG
Messenger RNA from Phragmites australis (common reed), 669 nucleotides. RefSeq names its product protein MAIN-LIKE 1-like. Gene Ontology annotation, biological process: meristem development; meristem maintenance. Lineage: Eukaryota; Viridiplantae; Streptophyta; Magnoliopsida; Poales; Poaceae. The transcript has 3 exons. The record is from RefSeq and is a predicted model, not a curated record. Bases 1 to 669 code for a protein of 222 amino acids.